UUUUUUAGUAAAAUUUUGUUGAUUAUUAAUUGACAGUGAAUCAGAUUUAAUCUUAUUUUAAUUCUGCCUUUAACCAACACACAAUUGUGAAUGUAAAAUUUAAAAUUUCAUGUGUAAAGUUGUAAAAUAAAAAGCGCGCUCGACUCCUUGCUGAUCCUACUCUUUACCCAGAUUCUAAAGACUAGAUACUUUUCUUGUGCAAAUAGGCUUUACCAAAAACAAUUCUCUUUGAAUGGCGCUUAAAAUUGCCUUCACAUGGAGCUAUGUUUAGCUUUUUCAAUCUGUGAUUAAAAUUAGACAUUUUUUAACAAAUUAGUGUAAAUUGUUUUGGAAAGUCAAGUGUUAAAUUUUGUACAAUUUAUCAGUGAUUAAUAUUUUAUUAUGUUAGCGUUACUAUCCUUGUGGUUCGAAAUAUUCAACUUGAAAAAUGUCAAUGUAAAGUGAAUGUAAGACAAAAAAAGGACAAAUUGACAACAUUUUGCUUGCUUCAAAAGUGAUUCUAACAAGUUGAGGUAAAGGUUAAGAUGAGUUUACAUCUCUUCCUUCCUCCAUCUCUUCAUACUCGUCAUUUUAUCAUCAUCAUCAUCAAAAACACACUUCAAUCAUGUAAAGACUCCUUGAAAGCAAAGGAAAUACAUUGUGAGGCAAAAGAUGAAGAGGAUGAGGAAUAAUUUGAAGAGAAGGAAGAAAACCAUUCCUGCAUAUCUUUCCAACACGUACAACAAGCUAAAGCUAAACCAUUUGAGCUUCCCAGUUGUUCAACUCCAUGUUUCAUUGACUCCUCAAUAUUCUCAACGAGCCAAAACUCGGAUUACAAUUGAAAAAAAAGAUAAUUGUCUUACCAUUGGUUGCUCAUUUGGUGCUGAUUGUGUCCUUGAUGAAGACGGAUUAGAGCCAUAUUGUCGUUGUACUCACCAAUGUAAUCCCAACGUCCAUCAUUAUGUUUGUGGCAAUGACAAUGUUACUUAUCCCAGUUCAUGUCACCUUCAAUUAAGCUCAUGCAAAUUACAGCAAACUAUUUACGUUAAACACGAAGGAAACUGUCAUGAAAUUCAUAGUAAAUGCGUUGAAUCUGAUUGUAAAUUUGGUGCCCAUUGUAUACAAUUGAAAGGUGGACUUGGAAGUGAGUGCCGAUGUCCAGAGAAAUGUCUUGAUUAUCCUGAUGUAGUUACAUGGUUACAUGAAAAAUAUCCUCAUUCACAAAGUGAAUCUCUUGCUCUAACCAAUGAGCCUGUUUGCGGAAUUGAUGGCAGAGAUUAUGAGAAUCUUUGUCAGCUCAAAAAGAUUUCUUGCCUUCAAAAAAAGCUCAUUUCUGUCAAAUAUUUUGGCUUAUGUGAUCCCUGUUCAACCAUGAUGUGCCCAUCAGAUGAAAUUUGUCAAUUGGAUAUUGAAAGGAAACCGUUUUGUACAUGCAACUAUUCAACCUGUUCAACCAUGGAUUUAGCUGAUCACCAUAAUAAUGAUGGUCUUACUGGGGAAAAGGAUAAUAAUGGUCCAAAUAAUAACCACCUUUAUCAUAAUCAAGAGGAGCCCUCUUCAAUCACCACCACCACCACCAGCACUACCACUGUUGCAACCAUGACCCUCUCAACCUAUCCUUUGAUCAAUGAAACUCUUAUCUGUGGAUCAGAUGGUAAUUUAUACAAAAGUGAAUGUUCACUUUUCAGAGAAUCAUGUGUAAAAAAGAUUGAUAUAAAACCUUCGCCCUCAUCAAAUUGUAUUCAAGGUCAUCAUCCAUGCCAUAAAUUAAAAUGUCACUUUCAUGGUAAAUGUAUUGUCGAUAAAUUUGGUUCUGCUAAAUGUACCUGUUUACAAUGUGAAUCAAUUUAUAAGCCAAUUUGUGGAUCAAAUCGGAUUACAUACGACUCUGUUUGUCACUUAUUAAGAGAUUCUUGCCUUAAAAAGGUUAACCUGACAGUUUCAUAUUCUGGUCCAUGUGAAAAUUAUCAACAAGUUUCACCAGUUAUCAACGGUUUGACCAAUGGUUUAUCAAUCAGUGGACUUCAAUCUAAUCGAUCAACAUCAAAUGCUUUUGUCUCAUGUUCACCAGACAAUUGUCAUUUUGGUGGAGUUUGUGUUCAAACAAAAGAGUUUGACAAUCAGUUGAAAAGUGUUUGUCAAUGCCGCCAAUGUCCAGAUGAAAAUGAACCCGUUUGUGGAUCCAAUGGAGUCAGUUAUGCAAAUGAAUGUGAACUUCAUAAAGCGUCAUGUCAAGAUCAAAAAGCAAUUUACAUUUCACAUAAAGGACCUUGUAGAAGCUGCGAUAAAUUAAAAUGCAAAUAUUAUGCUAUUUGUGAAGCUAAUAUUUAUGGUAUUUACGAAUGCGUUUGUCCACAAGUUUGCUUACGACUCGAUGCUCCAAUUUGUGGUUCAAAUGGAGUUACUUACGAUAAUGAAUGUGAAUUACGAGUUCGAUCUUGUUUGGCCCAAACUGAUAUUACAAUCGCUCAUUUAGGACCUUGCGAUUCAUGCCAAAAGAUUGUCUGCAAAAAUGGUGCUCAAUGUGAAAAUGGACGAUGCGUUUGCCCCACUUCAUGUUCUGAUCCAGUUUAUGAACCAAUUUGUGCUAACGAUGGAAACACUUAUCCGAAUGAAUGUGAAAUGAGGAAAAAUGCUUGUCUCAAUGACAUGGAUUUAAGGUCAUUAUUUUAUGGCCAGUGCGAGGAAACUGAAGAUGAACCAACAAGCUCAGAUGAUAAUAGCUCUGAUAACAAUGAAUCUCACAAGAAUCAUCAGACAAAGUCAGAGCACCUAACGCAACCUCAUCAUCAUCGCCAUCAAAAUGAACACAAAGAUUUCAAAUCUAGAGAUUCAGAUGCUGUUGAACACCACUCAACAUCAGUGGCAUCCAGAGAUUCUAAAAAUCCCUGUCAAAGGUUGAAAUGUAAUUUCGGAGGAGUCUGUGAAUUCAAUAACAGAGGUCGCCCUUACUGUGAAUGCAAAUUCAAUUGUUCAACCAUGAUAAGACAAAGUAAAGGGAAAACUGAAACAGUUUGUGGUUCGGAUGGACGUUAUUAUGAAAAUUUAUGUUCCCUGAAAGAAGAAUCAUGUCGACGACAGAUUGAGAUUAAAUCUGUAGAUAGUGAUCAAUGCAAUUUAUCAAUCACAGUGAACAAUUGAAUAUUUACUAUUUAGACUUCACCAAUCAACAAAAUUUGUUCAUCAAUUUUCAUUGAAUUUAUGUAUCAAAGUUGUUUUUUUGCAUUACAAUGUUGAGUUGAAUUGUGUCAAAAAGACCAAAACUUAUAGCAGUGUAAUUGAAAUGAAAUGUAAAAAGUAAAGUCAGAUUUUAAUUUUUCAA
Molecule: messenger RNA, 3301 nt
Organism: Tetranychus urticae (two-spotted spider mite)
Lineage: Eukaryota; Metazoa; Arthropoda; Arachnida; Trombidiformes; Tetranychidae
Source: RefSeq, a predicted model, not a curated record